Molecule: messenger RNA, 1775 nt
Organism: Lycium barbarum (goji berry)
Lineage: Eukaryota; Viridiplantae; Streptophyta; Magnoliopsida; Solanales; Solanaceae
Product: probable sugar phosphate/phosphate translocator At3g14410
Exons: 7
Coding region: 229-1242 (337 amino acids)
Cellular component (GO): Golgi apparatus; trans-Golgi network; endosome
Molecular function (GO): antiporter activity
Source: RefSeq, a predicted model, not a curated record
GAUAUAUUUGACUAGUUAAACUCACAUGGAAAAGUUGGGACAAUAGGAAACUGAGAAAACAAGCAAGCCGAUGCAGCUAAAGUUCCAUCAGUAUACACUCUCCAAGCACACAAUACUCAACCAAAAAUAUCUUAAAUUUUCACUUUUCUCCUUUGUGUCAUUUUCACAAACAGUUGAUGUGCAGCACAAAAGUUCAAGCUAAAACCACUGAGCCCGUUAGACUGAUCAAUGGGGGAUCGACAAAGGAAAUUGAUGAGUGAAGGUGUGGUAACAUAUGCAUACAUACUUCUCUAUAUUGCCCUUUCCAGUGGUCAGAUCUUCUUCAACAAGUGGGUUUUAUCAUCAAAAGAAAUAAACUUCCCGUAUCCUCUUGCGCUGACGCUACUUCACAUGGUCUUUUCCUCAGUACUAUGUUUUGUGCUUACCAAAGUUCUCAAGAUAAUGAAGGUUGAGGAAGGAAUGACUCUAGACAUAUACAUUAGCUCAGUCAUCCCAAUUGGUGCUAUGUUUGCUAUGACGCUUUGGCUUGGGAACACUGCUUACCUUUAUAUAUCUGUUUCAUUUGCUCAGAUGUUGAAAGCAAUCAUGCCAGUAGCUGUCUUCAUCCUUGGAGUUGCAGCUGGACUCGAAAUGAUGAGCUGCAGGAUGCUUCUCAUAAUGUCUGUAAUCAGUUUUGGCGUACUAGUAGCUUCUUAUGGGGAAAUAAACAUUAACUGGGUUGGUGUGAUCUACCAAAUGGGAGGUGUUGUUGGAGAAGCUUUAAGGCUUAUAUUUAUGGAGAUUCUGGUAAAACGGAAGGGCCUCAAGCUAAACCCGAUAUCUGUCAUGUACUAUGUUAGCCCAUGCAGUGCUCUUUGCCUUUUAGUUCCAUGGAUCUUUUUGGAGAAACCAAAGAUGGACGAACAGCUAACAUGGACCUUUCACCCUCUUGUUCUAACUCUAAAUUGUAUAUGUACCUUUGCCCUGAAUCUCUCUGUUUUCUUGGUGAUCUCACAUACAAGUGCCCUGACCAUUCGUGUCGCUGGAGUUGUCAAAGAUUGGGUGGUUGUACUGCUAUCUGCCCUACUUUUUGCUGAUACGAAGCUGACACUAAUUAACCUUUGUGGUUAUGCUAUUGCUAUUGCAGGUGUAGCUGCAUAUAACAGCCACAAGCUAAAAAAGGAAGCUACCCGAGUAAGCUCAGACGAGUCUCAAGCUGCUUCAUCUAUACCGUUAGUAUCAUCUUCAACAUCCAAUGCAUAGAUCUACGUGAAGAGCAGUCUUUGCAUGUAAAGGAGCAUAAGUCUGCAAAUUCCACUAUGUUCUUUUUUCCUUUUUGGCAAGGAAGGGUUGGUUCAUUCUUAAAAGUGAUGCAUUAUUUGAUGCUGCUUCAUAUUGUUGCUUUAGAAGAAGCUAGAGUUAAACAUGGUGAUAUUGGAGACAUGAAGUUGUCUAAGGAUUCGGCAUUCUCUGAUUGUUUUCUGCUGCUUCUGAAUUCAAGUUAUAAGCAGUGUAUAAUGUAGAGGAUCCCACCCUUUCUUUUAAACACGAAAGGUUGGACACAGACAUUCUUUUGGUUGGACAUAGACAUCGAUGACUGCUGACUGUUGAUAUGUUAAAACUGAUUCCAAAUGUAUUAAAUUUUGAAGCAGUUCCUGGUAUUAAAAAUUUUUCAAGUGUAUAGCUGUUGGUGGAAUUGAGUUGUUUUUAGACAAUUUUCUUUGUAAGGUUCAUUGUUUUCGCUUGAAAUCAAGACUUAUGACUGCCAUUAAUAUUGGUUACCCGUUCUAUUUUUA